Puccinia triticina is the source of this 6960-nucleotide messenger RNA. RefSeq lists its product as uncharacterized. Gene Ontology annotation, molecular function: mRNA binding. The record is from RefSeq and is a predicted model, not a curated record. Gene Ontology annotation, cellular component: THO complex part of transcription export complex. Gene Ontology annotation, biological process: mRNA export from nucleus; mRNA processing. The coding region runs from base 1 to 6960 and encodes 2319 amino acids. The transcript is spliced from 10 exons. Lineage: Eukaryota; Fungi; Basidiomycota; Pucciniomycetes; Pucciniales; Pucciniaceae.
AUGGACCUCCAGUCUGACGACCUCCUCGGAUCCGAUGUAUAUCUACUCAUCUCGAAAUGCCCAUCAAAUUGGAAAGAUAGCAAUCUCAAACAACGACUAUCAUCGAAAUUAGUCGAUUUGCUAAAAAAUACAUUCGCCCCUCCUUCGGACGACCCGGACUUGCAGCUUACUCAGUUGUUCUCUAUUCUAGUAAAAAGCGCGCUUCGCCAUACUAAAAAAUCAACAUCGGGAUCUCUUAGUGCAGCGGAUCUUCAAAUUUUUCUAAGUGAAUCAGUUUCUUCACUGGCAGAUGAGGAAAUCAAUGCACGCGUCUCUGAGUUGCUCGCCGACACUAUCUGGUCGAUCGAUUCUGAGUUUGAAGCCCAACACAGUAGUUUAGAAGAACAGAUCAAGGCCUUGAAUGUGAAAUCGACUCAACUUCCCAUCGGAUCGACUGACGUUGAUAGUUCCAACGAUGCCCCUCAGCCUAGUACCGACGCGACUUCAAGAAAAAUGAAGCUUGAAUCUCUAUCUCGAUCACGCAAGACAUUGAUUCAGCUGGCAAUUGCUCUCCUCCAGCCUGAUGAGAAGGGCUUCGUUGCUCUUCAACCUGCACAUUGUCGGCUGAGCUGGGAGUACGGAUUUCUAUAUGACACAGGCUUGAUCCCCUUCCCAGCUGAAUUGGUUGCUAAACAGGCCACUCGUAUCAAUACUGGCCUUCAUUACAAACAACAGCGUUUCAACCUGCUUCGUGAAGAAUCUGAAGGUUACUCUCAUCUCGCUACAGAAUUGAUAUCCGCCAUGGGACCUGGUCUCGCCCCGCAUCUAGUACCCGCUGACUCAGGUCAAGGCGAUUCGACAAGUUAUCCGCACCUUCGGUCAGUUUUACUACCUGGCGAAACUCCGCAAAUCAGAGAUUCACGGAUUGAAAAAGUCUCAAACAACAUCAAAGCCAUGAUUGGGUUUUUCGAUCUGGAUCCCAAUCGCACACUCGACAUAAUUCUCGAUGUAUUUUGCUACAACGUGAUUUCACAUUACCCCUUUUUCUGCUCACUUUUGAAGAAAAGCCACUGGAUGCAGACCGGUGAUUGGAAUUCGGUCAUUGAUGACGAGCAAAUUCUUCCUGCCGAUGGCACUUUGCCACCUCAACAGGGCUCGAGGCUCAUCGCGUCACUCCUGGGGUUCAAAUUUACACAUUAUCAACAGAGUGAUUCAGCCGAUUCAACCCCCGAUGAGCUCUACUUGAUGACUGCUGUAUUAAUCUGGCAUAAGAUUGUAAAGCUACGUGAUAUACUUCCACAUCUUUCUCCUGAUCUGCAAACUAUCAAGCAACACGAGUCAAACUGGCGGCAAGAGGUCACGACCAAAGCUUUAAACGCUGGACCUCAAAAUGCUCUCAGCAUGGCCGGCGCGCUCGAUAACAGUGGCCUGAUGGGGUCUUAUUCCAAGAUGACUGCCACCAAAAUUCCCGAGGGUGCAUCGGCUACUACAUCCGUCAAAUCCAAAUCUGCUCCUAAUCAAAAGGCUGGACUUCUAUCUGCUUUGCUCUCAAUUGGCGCCCUCCACGAAUCGAUCUUCAUGCUAUCAAUACCAAACCAUCAGUAUCUUGCUCAUCAAGACCCCAACAUCUCCGCUUUACUUUUGAGGUUAGUAGAUGUUGCCUUGGAUCCGGCCUACAGAAAAUGCGAACUAUCUGUACAGAAUAGCAAACUCUCACAAUCAAAUAUCACGCGGCCCAAGAAAAGAUACGCUGGCGGUCCUGCCCACCUACUUAUUGAUGCAGAGGUCCCCAAGUCGAUUUUAUCAGCUAAAGUAAUUCCUCGCGUUGCUAGCUUGGGUGCAACGAGUGUCAAGACAGAGCCGGUUUUCUUCUGGCCUGCAUGGAGGGAUCGUAUCCUUCGAGCUCAAAAUAGUUCGCAGGUCUUGGAUUACGUCUGGCCGCUGCUUCGUUUUGUGGGACCAUUUGGUCACAUUCACAUGGGUGUAUUUCACAAAGUCGCUACACUAACUGCUGCUGCCGUCCAAAGGCCAUCACACGAGGCAACAGGCGACCUGCGGUGGAAUCACAUCCUGAGAUGGUUCUUGCUUCCAGGAUUAUCCAUGACCCAAGGAUGUGUCGCAGCCUCGAACGUUAUAUGGAAAGUCUUACAGUCUUAUUCGUAUGAGGAGAGGUACAUGAUAUACGGCGAGUGGAAAGAUCGUAUCUACCAGCGGAUCCCCGAGCUCAAAGUCGAGCGAGUCAGAGCCGAUGCCGAGACUAAACGCGUACUCAAGACCAUGACGCUUGACAACCUCAGGGAAAAAUCUCGAGCGCUGGCCAAAUUGGCUUCGUCUAACCCUUGUAUCGUGUUUAAUGCGGCACUCAAUCAAGUCCAGACCUACGAUAACCUUAUCACUUGUGUAAUCGAAUGUCUGAGGUACCUUAACCUCUUUGCGCUCGACGUCCUAACCUAUUCAAUCGUCGAAUUCCUUUCAAACCCAGACAAAGAUCGGUCCAAGUCUGAUGGAACUAAUAUCGCUGCCUGGCUACAGAACUUGGCCAAGUUUGUUGGGAACGUCUUCAAGCGGAAUUUGAGCUUGGACCCAGCGAUUGUUUUACAAUACAUUGCCAAUCAACUUGCAACUGGCAAUGCUAAAGAUCUCAUCAUUCUACGAGACAUGAUCAGUAAGAUGGCUGGCGUGGAUGUUCUGCAAGAUCUUUCGGCUUCUCAAGUAGUGGCGCUGGGUGGAUCGAAAACUUUGAGAGCUGAAGCCAUUUCACCGACUAGCAUUGCAGUCAAGAAACCAUCGUUUUCCAAAAGCUCUAAUCGACUUAUGAGGGCCUUAACUGAAUCCGGACUGACUGUGCCCUUACUUGUCUUGGUCACCUUGCAGCGGCAAAAUGCUGUGCUGCUUGCAGAUGAAGGCGCACAUUUGAAGUAUCUCGGCGUUUUAGCUGAUAGUUGCCAACAAGUAUUAUUUCAGUACAUUGAGUUUCUGCGUAUCCAACUUACUUCUCGUAGCAUAUCUGACUACGAAAACGCCUUGCCUCCAAUGGAACUUAUGUGGGGGCAAUACCGAAAUGAUCCGGCUAUUGUUUUCCAGGUUUGGAGGCCUGUCCUGUCUGCAUCAGUUCGGCCAAGUCUGAAAAUAGGUGCCGAUGGGGAAGUAAUUAUCGACGAGAACCCAACAUCUGCAACGCCACCCAUAUCUACGGACCAGUCUGUCCAGCCAGUCAAGGCCGAACAGCCUGAAUCAACUGAUAUGGUCAAUGAGCAGGCUCAUUAUCCCACCAGCUUGCUACCAACGGUUGCGCUUGCCGAAAGGAUUUUACCUGAGCACACUUGCAAACUUGUUGGUCCCCACUUCUUCGUAACAUUCUGGCAACUUGAACUCUAUGAUAUUCGGAUGCCUGAUGAGAGGUAUAUUUCCGAGACUAAUCGCCUCAACGCGAUGUUGAGUGAUCUUGAUCGUGAUUACUCUACUGUCAUGGUUUCUUCGCUAAAGGAGCUCAAUCGCGCCAAUCGCUCCAAAAUUUUGGAAAUCCGCGCAGCGCUCACCAAGGAAAUGAAGAUUCACAUUAAACAUUAUGAGCUCACCCGAGCUCGUUUAGCAUCGGAAAAGUCAUUUUGGUUUCCUCCAUGUACUCGCAGUCCAUUUCGGGCUCAACUUCUCGAGCAUGUCAUUCAGCAUUGUUUCAAUCCGCGUGCUAAAAUCUCACCAGUCGAUGCCGCAUAUACUGCCCAGUUCAUUAAAACACUCCAUGGGCUGGGUCCAGCCUCUUUCAUGACUUUAAAGCUCCUUGAUCGUAUCUUUAGCAUGGACGUGGGCCCGACAAUAUUUCCAUGUAGUGAAUUCGAGGCCUCCAACUAUGGUCGAUUUUUGAGGGAUUUAUUACUCUUGGUCAAAAGCUGGUACGACAGUGAAAGUACGUUCAAGAAGACGGGACUCGGAAAAGAUAAGAAAGGGAAUUUUUUACCAGGAUUAAGAAUGAAGUGGGCCAAUCAAACUCCCGAAGGAAUCGCGGAAAGUGACAUGCUCUCAUACGAAAAUUUCCAGAAAGUGGUCAAAAAGUGGACGUCACUUAUGUCUACAGUUUGCAGAGACGCCAUUCAAUCAGGCGAGUACAUGUAUAUUCGCAACAGCAUUGCUCUUUUGAAAGAAUUGGAUGGUUUGGUCCCUCUUUUUCAAGAUCAGGCAACCAGUUUAGAAGCAGCCGUCACUGAACUGCUCAAGCAUGAAAAACGUGAAGAUGUCAGGGUGUUGGUCUACGGAUAUCAAUCAAUGCUGAAGCGUGCUGCGAAGAAUGUCAUCAAGCCAAACCUCCCCCAGGUCAACAGACCGGACGCUGUCGCCGCGCCAGUCAACACGGACGCCAAAACUAUACCGAUUGACAUGAAUCCAGCAUCAACAGUGUCCCCAAAGGCGAUCCCACCACUGGUAUCCAGGCCUAUGACCACCCCAUUGCCCCCACCCAAACCGGUCGUUCCCACCUCACUAUCAGAUUCACGACCUGUCCCCUCUCCUGUUUCUACUUCCAACCGCCCCGCUGGUCUUCCAGAGAGGCCCGCCACCUCGACCACAAGGCUUCCUCCACAAGUCCCACGGCACGAAGGUGAUAGAAAGCUGCCCAUUGUGCCCUCUCGUCAGAUGAGCGGCAAUGGGCCGUACCGCAAUGGAGUAGACUCGGAGUCUCAUUCACUGAUCGCUGAGGGGCCCAAGUCUCAAUUCCCUAGUGCCCCUCCUGCGCCUUCCGCCGAAGCUGCUGAAAGGGAGGCGCUCGCUCGGGCCGCUGUCCAGCGCUCCCGCAAAUUUGCAGUCACCAACCCAACCGCCCCAAGCGUUUCUUCCCCAGAUCCAUCGCAAUCCAAAGCUACAAAGGAAGAGUUACCCCGACAUACGGCUAACAAUCCAGCACACUUGAUAGAUCGCCCUUACGUACCUUCUCAAGUUCGACCAGCUGAGCCCGCGACCCGGCCUCCGAACGUCACCCCAUCUGGUCCAAAAGCCACUCGAUCAGCAAACAGCCCGUCUCGAACGAAUCGUGAAAACGAGCUGAUGCGUCCUCCAGCUUUGCCUUCUGCACCGAGGGCUGAUAACAUGCGCCGAGACAACCCACUUCCCACCAAUCCCACCACACAUCACCAUUUGCCCAGCCAUCCAGGCUCUCACGUUUCAACAUCGGCCACUGCCAGUCCCCGCACACGAGAUGACGCAGCCAAACGGCCCAACGAUGAAAAUGCAUCCCUUCGGUCUCGCGACGAGCGUGACUCGUAUGAUCGCCGGGAUGAGCGAGACCACCGGCGACUUCGUGACGAGCCACCACGUACAAGGCCUCCUAGUGUCGAGUCAAUACGUUCAAUUCGCAGUGGCCGUGACAAAGAAAAGCAACGCGCCGACAGGAGCGACCGCAGUGAAAAAAGAAAGCGAUCUCGUUCGCCGUCUGAUCGACACCGUGACCAUCGUGAGCGCGACCGAGAACGUGAUCGCGACAGGGAACGGGAUCGGGAACGAGACAAAGAGAGAGAAAAGGACCGGGAGCGUGAUCGCGAUCGCGAUCGGAAAGACCGAGACAAAGAACGCGAUAUUAGGCAUCGCGAAAAAGAAAAGGACCCCAGCCGUGACGACCGUGAUAAGGAUCGGGAGCGUGAUCGAGAGAAACGAUCCCACCGUAGAGAUCGCGACCGGGAUGAUAGGCGCCACGAGAAAGAUCGAGAUAAAGAUAAAGAGCGCGAGCUCAAACAGUCCAGUGAUGUGGUCACAGAUGAUGGCAUCAAGCGUCGGAAAGUCGUUUCUUCCGAGCCUUCACUAGUAGGCGAGGCAUCCAACCAACCAUCACAGGGGCUGUCUGAGCUGCGCAAAGACCUCGAAACCGGCCACUCUGCGAAUGGAGACGAUAUCAAUUCACGAGACGGGAACAACGACCCCAAGUCCGGCAACCUUCCCUACAAUGGCUCUAUACCAUCUGGUCCGCGUGCUCUACAGCCUAACAUGUCUCCUCGGACUCUGCGCUCUAUUCCGACCGGCCCGGCCAGCUCAUUCCCACCUGGACAUCCCGAGAACCGUUCAAAACAUUCUAGCAGUUCGGCCGAUACCACCAAUACUCAUACUGCCCAAAAUGGAUAUUCAACCAGGAACGGCUCAGGUCAAGAUCAUGCGAGGAGCCGUAAUGAAGGAGGCGAUUCCUACAAGCCGCGAGACGCUGUCCCUAGGAACCAUUCACCCGACAAGGUUUCUCGCGAACCACAUUCUCGUGAAAAUGCUAGCUCUACGAGUACACCCAGUAAACCCUCUUUACCCUCCAAUCAUCGACAAUCUGGGGAUUCUUGGAGUCCCCAUCCUUCACAACAGGCCAGCAAGAACAUGGAACCAAAGAAAAACCUCAGUAUUAGAGGUAUGGCUGGUAUGGCAGCCAAUGCUUUACAGAAAGCCAACGAGGAUAACGCGAGAAAGGAUCGAAGAGACAGCGUCGAAAUGCCUGCAACUGGAAACCGAGCUGCUCCAAUAGAUAUUGAUGGGCCGGGUGGGCCGGGCCCGAAGAAACGAGAUCGUGAUCGUGAUCGUGAUCGUGAUCGUGAUCGUGAUCGUGAUUCAACUAACAUGGCUACUACGCCUACCAGUCUUCUCUCGCGAAUGGAUGACGGGAAAGUUCAGUAUGAGGAAUCUGGCACCAAACGUAAGAAAGAGGAAGGCGGUGGACGUGAUGGGGAGGGUGGUGAACGCGAUGGACAUGGUAGUAGGAGGUCAUCCCUGAGAGAAAGCGCAAAACAAGAAGAGUCGCGGUAUACGGGCAAUCAAAGGUCUAGCGUGCUUUCGAAUCAGGACGCGAGUAACAAGACUGACCAACAUGACCGCAUCUCACGACUCCGAAAUUCACAUAGUGGUAGAAGUGCCACUGAAAGAGAUCGGGCCGAUAAGGGAAAUGAUAGUGGCGGGCGACGAAAGGAAAGAGAGCGCGGGAAUAGUAGAGAAAGACCGAAACGACAUAAUGCACGACGUUGA